AUGGCGGCACAAAACAUACAGCCUAUGCCUGCUUUUGAACCAAGGAGUGAUCCUACAAGUACAAGUGCCAGAUGGACACGAUGGCUGGAGAGAUUCAACACAUAUUUACUCGCAGCAGAUAUUAAAGACGAUGCGAGAAAGCGCGCUUUAUUAUUGUAUCAGGCGGGGCCCGAAGUACACAAAAUUUUCAAGACUCUAGAAGAGGGUGAAACCAAAGAUUUUAAGUCAGCAGUGAAAGCGUUGACGGAGUAUUUUGAACCAGAGAAAAACGUGAUAUAUCGCACCUAUGUUUUUAGACAAGCGAUGCAAGGCAAAGAGGAAUCAAUAGACGAAUUUCAUACGUGUUUACGAGGCUUGGCAAAAUAUUGCGAAUUUACAAACAUAGAUUUUGAAAUUAAGAUGCAGAUUGUAACGAACGGCACUUCUUCAAGAUUACGAAAGAAAGCACUACAAGACCCAAAAUAUAGUUUGGCAAACAUGUUAAUCGAUGGACGAAAAUACAAAACUAGUUCAGCUCAAGCUGUUGGGAUCGAAGAACAAUUCAAAACAAGGGAAAAUAUAAAUGCAACUAAUGCAAUGGCUAUGACAACGCCCACCGAGAAAAAGUGUUAUUACUGCGGUUUCAAGUAUCCACACGACAAUCAACCGUGCCCAGCGAAGUCUGUCGAACACGAGGAAAAUCUUUCUCAAGUAAGGGAAACCUUGAGAAAUUACAAACGCAAGGUUUUACCUCCCCAGACAAAAGGCGCCAAUCACGAUGGGAUGAGAAUAAACAACGAAAACAACAAGCAAAGGCUGUUGGAAUAUCACAAAGCGAACCAAAUACUGAAAGCUCGGAAGAAGAGGAUUAUGUUUACACAGUAUCGCAAGAAACGAAGGAGAAAACACACACGACCGUAA
This is a messenger RNA of Paramuricea clavata, 900 nucleotides long. NCBI's taxonomy places the organism in Eukaryota, Metazoa, Cnidaria, Anthozoa, Malacalcyonacea, Plexauridae. The record is from the annotation of a GenBank genome assembly.